Messenger RNA from Seminavis robusta, 538 nucleotides. Lineage: Eukaryota; Bacillariophyta; Bacillariophyceae; Naviculales; Naviculaceae. The record is from the annotation of a GenBank genome assembly.
AUGGGAAGUAUGGCAAUAUCUAAGGGAGUCAGCUUUCUCUUUCCUCGGGCUAACCGUCUGCGCCUUAGGGAAUCGACUUGGUGGCUACACGAACCAACGGACACACUGUUUCGAAGGAAGGCUAACGACACCCGGACACAGUUUUCGAGGUCCCCGAGACGAUCACAAGUCCCCAAGUACCACGCUCCUAUUCCCUUUCAAGACGACACCAUCCCCUCCACUUGCAAACGAGUCAGCGUGCAUUCGACCCAAACAGCCCAAUAUGUGUCACUCCUAUGCUCCAGUUUCACAUCCGAAAUCCUACUCCCACCUCCCCAGGAUCUACCUUGCACACUUGAAGCGCUACACAAAGCCACACAAGCACUCCAACUGACUGAUAAUGGGUCCACCAUCGCUCAGGCAAUCACCCAUGGCGCCAGGAAGAAGCCUCCACACAGACAGGUUCGACCGGAUCAAAUGGCAGCAGUCUUCUAGGGCUUUGGUGACGCCUCUGGGGCAGGGUUUGGAGGCUUUGGUGAAAGCUGGUCCCACCACGUUG